Molecule: messenger RNA, 2117 nt
Organism: Amaranthus tricolor (Joseph's coat)
Lineage: Eukaryota; Viridiplantae; Streptophyta; Magnoliopsida; Caryophyllales; Amaranthaceae
Exons: 2
Coding region: 236-1753 (505 amino acids)
Molecular function (GO): protein binding
Source: RefSeq, a predicted model, not a curated record
AAAUGACGGAGGGAAUAUAAUUUGCUAAGGAGGGGAAUUAAGACAUUUGGAGGUUGGCGCUGGGUUGUAUACAGGUUGCGCCAUUUCUGAAUUUAUUCUCUCUCUUUCCUCCGACUCCGUUAGAUCUCAUUUUGAUCUCAGGUACUUUUUUCAAUUUUUCUGUUUUCACAAUUUUUCAUUUUUCAUUGGGAUUCUGCAAAUCUAUACUUCAAUUUUGAUAUCCAAAGAAUAAAAUAUGAAUUCUAAUUAUGGUAAAUCUGGUAAAUCUUUGAACAACUUUGAUUUCGAUUUAGGGAUUGGAUCCAAUCGUUCUAAAUCUCUAAAUGAUCAGAAAAACAAUUCCGGUUCAUAUUCUUAUGUAUCAUCUCAAUCAAAACCUGCCACAACAUGGCAGCCUGGAAAACCCUCGUGGACUCACCAACCCGCACCGAGUAGCACCGGGUUGACUCGAUCCGAGUUGGGUGGUCCUACGUCUAUGGUUGGGGAUAUUUUUGGUAAGAGUUGGAACUCUUCUGCACCUGCUUCUGCCACUGGGCAAAGCGCUAACAUUGGGGUUGUGAAUAAAAACCCUAAUUUAUUUGGGGAUUUGGUCAGUUCUGCCUUAGGACAGAGUAAGACUAGUAGUAAUGUUCCAUUGAAGAGCGCUACUCCUGUUAAGAGCUCGUUUUCGAUGGGUGGUAUGGCAGAUUCGCUGCCGAAAACAAAUGGUAGUAAUGUAGCUAGAAAUGGUAGUGCUGGUUUGGGUUCUUCUCAGAGUUUUGGGGCUUUUGGAGGGGCAACCAUUAAUAGUACUGGUGGUUUUGGAAAUAAUACUAUGCAUAAGAGUUCUAGUAUGGGUGGUAUUGGUACCGGUACUGGUACUGGUUCUGGUACUUCAAUGCGAGGUAUAGGUGGUGGGGUUGGAGUAGGGAUGAAAACGAACAAAGAUCCAUUCGGUUCUUUGGUUGAUUUUUCGUCAAAGCCAAUGAAUGGUGGUGGUGGUGGUGGUGGUGGUAGUGGUAGUGGUAAUCCAUCUUCUAAAGGCGCUACUGCUACCUCUGCUGAGGACUUUGCAUUUGGGGAUUUCCAGAAUGCUUCAAAAUCAAAUACAUCUACCUUCCCUUCAGGAAAUAGCAGUUCUUGGGGAUCUGAUUUUAGCUCCAUUCCAACUAUGGAUAGUUUCACCACUGCUAAACCAGCACCUGUACAGUCUACUGGUGGUGAUUCAUUUGACAUAUUCUUCACACCAUCGACCACUGCUUCUAGUGCCGGUGCUGUGGCAUCAGAUAGUGUUGAAGUAGGUGGGGAUGAUUGGGGUUUUGAUUCCGGGUUUGGAGGAGAUAAUAAUGGGGGUAAUACUACCGAGCUUGAAGGUCUUCCACCUCCUCCUGCUGGUGUUUCUGCUUCUAAUGCAAAGACUAAAGGUCUGGAUAAUUACAAACAGGGGCAGUUUGCUGAUGCCAUAAAGUGGCUUUCUUGGGCUGUAGUUCUUCUAGAGAAAGCUGGUGAGACAGCUAGCACUACAGAAGUCUUGACUUGUAGGGCCUCAUGUUACAAGGAAGUUGGAGAGUACAAGAAGGCUGUUGCUGAUUGUACGAAGAUCCUGGAUAGUGAUGGGAAGAAUGUGGCUGUAUUGGUACAGCGUGCACUCUUGUACGAGAGUAUGGAGAAAUAUAGGCUUGGAGCAGAAGACCUUAGAACUGUGAUGAAAAUUGAUCCAGGAAACAGGGUCGCACGAAGUACCAUUCAUCGUUUGAAUAAAAUGGCUGAUUAGUGAAGGUACGUCGCAGAAAUUUUAAACUUACUCAUUUGUUAGUAAGUGUAUACCUUCUCGUCUACAGAGUUACGAGUUAUAACGAUAAUACUUUGUCAUCCAUUGCUCCGAGGGCGUUAUAUAUAAAACUAUUACCCGUUCAUUUAUACAUAUAUUUGCCUGUGAGAUUUUACAUGUAUACUUUCUGUAAUUUCUUUUGAGAUUGUUUACCAUUUCACUUCUUAGCUUCAUUUUCUCUUUUGUAUUACUUGAUUUCAAAGGUGAUGUAUUACUAAAUCGAACAGUCAUUUUGUUUGUAUGUUGCGAUUUCAUUCUUUUCAAGCUACAGCUGAUAUAAAUUCGAUACUAAUGAUCUUGAUAAGUA